Messenger RNA from Sceloporus undulatus (fence lizard), 2763 nucleotides. Its product is annotated as zinc finger protein with KRAB and SCAN domains 1-like. The coding region runs from base 169 to 1518 and encodes 449 amino acids. The record is from RefSeq and is a predicted model, not a curated record. NCBI's taxonomy places the organism in Eukaryota, Metazoa, Chordata, Lepidosauria, Squamata, Phrynosomatidae. The transcript has 6 exons.
UUCCCCUUCCGCCCAAAGCCUCUGGGUUCAGAUCCUGCCUUUUCUCUUCCAAGCAAAGGGAACAAGAAAGGGGAUCAUGCCUACACUGUCUCAGCAAAGAUUACUCUAAGCGUUUCCUUCGGUGAGAAAGACUGGAACCGAGAGGAGGCUGCCGUUGCAAGAAACACGAUGGCUGCCCAGCAGCUCAAAAGCAAAAUAGCGGCUUCUCCGAGAGAAAUGGUGGAUCCUGGCCUCCCAUUGCAAGUUCAAGUGAAAAUGGAGGCUCCCUGUCAAGUGGACAACGCUGCUGCGAGGGAAGGAAAUGGAAAAUUCCCUCUCAUAAUCCAGUCAGGAACCACUGAGGAGUUAGCGAGGGGAACGUCUGUAUCGAAAGUGAAACAAGAGCUGUUUGAGGAACCACUUCCAAGCUGGGAUUGCCAGUGGCAAAGGGUCUUAGAAGUGGUGCCUGCUCCGGUCGCUACCACAGUAUGGGACAACCGACCUUUGCCUCCUUUGACUCAAGGAACCAACACUGAGACCUACUUGGCCACUUUUGAGCGAAUGGCUGACACGUCUCAGUGGCCUAGAGAAGAGUGGGUGACGCGGCUCAUGCCCGUUCUCAGUGGGCAAGCUCAGCAGGCCUGUUUCAGCCUGGACACAAAAGACAAGGGGGACUAUGGGAAGGUGAAGGUGGCCAUUUUGAGGCUGGACAAUUAUGUCGCGGCAGAGACCCACCGCCAAGGCUUUAGGCACUUCUCAUACCAGGACGCUGAGGGCCCACGCGGGACGUGCCGACAGUUACAGGAGCUUUGUCAUCGGUGGUUGCGGCCCGAGAGCCAGACUAAGGAGCAGAUCUUGGACAUGCUCAUCUUGGAGCAGUUCCUUUUCAUCCUACCUCAGGAAAUGCAAGAUUGGAUAAGGGAACGUGGACCGGAAACCUGUGACCGGGCUGUGGCACUGGCAGAGGAGUUCUUACAGAGACAGCAGGAGGGUGAGAGAUGGGCACAACAGGUAGCUGUACCAAUUGAGAUGGCAAUUAUCAAUUCCUCCAUUGUAGAUCAGGCUGUUUUGGAGGUAGCACAGCAGAAUCCAUGUAGAGAGGCCAAACAAGUUGACAAUGAAGAUAACAACUUGCAAGAAGGCAGCUUUGUAAGUAAGAACGGGGCCAAGGAUAUGAUCCAAGAAGGGUGUGCAUUGAAGGAGCAAGGAAGGCAACCUCAUGAAGGAUUUGGAGAGGCUGUUUUCCUAAGGGGCGACUCAAGAAGACCACAUGUGAGUGAGCACGGAUUGGGAAGGCAGCCAAAGGUGAGGGUGAUCCAUGACAGAGGGCUUGGUAGUCUCCUGACUGAUCCGGAAACAAAACGGCACCUGUGCAAGGAGUGUGGGAAAAGAUUUCGGAAGAAGUGGGACUUGAUCAGGCACGAAAGAAUCCACACGGGGGAGAAGCCCCACCAAUGUGCCUACUGCGGGAAGAGGUUCACACGGCGCUCACAUGUCACCAACCACCAGAGGCGCCACUCAUGCCAAGGAAGGCCUUGAUGAAGUACUCACCACUUACAAUGGACAGAGAGCACAAAAGCCUUUUAGUUCUGUUUGUCCUGCAAGGUUUGGAGUCGAGGUUAAGCUGUUAAAGAGUGGUGAUGGCAGCUUUGACAAUAUUUUACUUGAUUCUGGUGAACCAAAACAUGCCAGAAGAAAACAAUUUUCAUGGGCACACACCCUGGUAAAGUUCGACAUCUGUGUCUGCUUCUAUCAUUUGGUGGAAACUGAGGGAAUAUCAAAGAGACAGGAAUGUCAUCCAACUAUGCCCGAUACAGAAUGGUAGCAAUGAGGUCAGUUUCCAGAUUAUUUAGCAUGUUAUUUCUGAAUCUCUUGCUGGAGGAGCUGGUAUUUCAUCAUGGCCUGCAGCAUGGACUCAAAGCCCAAACUAGCAGAUACUGCUAGAAGGACUUGAAUAAUUGCUAUUUUGAGGAGAGCUACUGAUGAUUUUUGUACCAAGAUAGAGUUGCUGUAUCAGAAGUACCCUUUUGGAGCUUUGCUGUACUAAUGUCAGAAGCUGACUGUUCCCAUCAAGGUGUCUGGAGGGGGCAUCUAAAAGAACAAAAUCUGUUCAGCAGCAGAGAAACAUGUUGCUAAGGAAAAACAACACCUUUCACCAUGACUGGUGGGAGCAAUUGAAAGGCUUGGUCUACAUCUGAACAAAGGACAUAACCCGGGGGAAAACAGGGUGCAGCCUAACCCAGGUGAAAACAAACUCCAGGUCUUGCAGUGGAAAGAAAAUUGACCUACUGGCCUGGUGAACUUGUAUUCCUUCAACAUCAGCUUGAUGUACAGAAAUCAAUAGGUUUCAUAUUACUGACACAAAAGUAACAUCUGUUAAUUUUUGUAUAUCAAGCUUUUCUUAAAGGCAAAAGUAUAGUAGGUGGCUGAAAAUCUGGCAAGCCAGUGCAGGGAAGACAGGAUGGCGAAUAAAGAUACACACGUGGUUCCUUUUCAGGGUCUACAGUUGCUAAGGAUAACUUCAUGGGCUGCAAGAGUACUGAUUUUGAAGUGAUCACAUAGGGCUGGAUAGUGACACUUCUGUUUUAAAUCCUUGAGGUCAAACUGAGGUAGCUGUUAAGUAUUUGCCUUGUUCCUUUUAAAAUAGUAAAAAUCAAUGCAGCAUCUGUUUUAUGUAAUGUAUUUUCCCCUUUUCCUAGACAUUGUCUAGGUUUGACUGAAGACUACAUGUUAUCAAACAUUUACAAGUCAAAACAUUGGUUUUAAUAAAGCCUGUCAACAGUU